This is a messenger RNA of Chelonoidis abingdonii (Abingdon island giant tortoise), 2439 nucleotides long. It is a transcript of the gene EXD2, whose product is annotated as exonuclease 3'-5' domain containing 2. Gene Ontology annotation, cellular component: nucleus; cytoplasm. The record is from RefSeq and is a predicted model, not a curated record. Lineage: Eukaryota; Metazoa; Chordata; Testudines; Testudinidae. Gene Ontology annotation, molecular function: nucleic acid binding; 3'-5' exonuclease activity. Gene Ontology annotation, biological process: nucleobase-containing compound metabolic process.
CCGUCUGUGGGUGCAGCAGGAUGCGGGGGCUGCAGCGCGGUGGGUUCCUGCUGCCGGAGAGAAGCCGGCGUUCCGCUGCGGGCCCAGGCGCAGACAGUCUAUAAGAAAAUCUUUAGUGCUAUUUUGAGUGGGUGAAGCGGCGGAGGAGGAAAAAUGCCCAGACAAACAGCAGUGACAGUUACUGUGGCCACCCUGUUGGGCAUUGCAGUAGGGGGUCUGGUUUUGUGGAAAGUAAGCCAGCAUCGAAAAAAAAGAGUCUGUCGUGGUUGUAACCAAGUUGGAGCUCUGAGAAGGUCAGAAGAUGAGGAACUGACGGAAGUGGAGGAGAAGGAGUUACAUUCAUGUGUUAGUUCUCUCACCAUUUCCUGGGUAGAGAAGAUCCUUGGUGCAGAAAUAGUGAUAAUUUCAGAGGCAGAGGAGUGGGAUCGAGUGGAACCAUUACUGAAGAAGGAGCUGCAGAGGUGUCCAAUCCUUGGGAUUGACUGCGAGUGGGUGUCAGUGGAAGGAAAGGCCAGUCCUGUAUCCCUCUUGCAGAUGGCCUCUUCCAGUGGCUUUUGCAUUCUUGUUCGAUUACCCAAGUUGGUCAGCAAUGGACAGACUGUCCCAAAGUCUUUACUGAACAUCUUGGUAGAUAGCACUAUAUUAAAAGUUGGAGUCGGAUGUUGGGAAGAUUCUUGCAAGCUACUUCAGGACUAUGGCCUUGCAGUCAAAGGGAGCGUAGACCUCCGGUACCUCGCAAUGAGACAGAGGAAGGAUCUGCUCUGUAAUGGACUCAGCCUCAAAUCUCUAGCUGAGAGCAUCUUAAACUGCCCUCUCGACAAAUCUCUUCAUUUGCGCUGCAGCAACUGGGAGGCAGAAGAGCUGACUCCAGACCAGGUCUCUUAUGCUGCCAAAGAUGCCCAGGUCUCAAUGGCUCUGUUUCUCCAUCUGCUGGGACUCUUCUUCAUCCCUGCUGCAUCUGGAGGUGAAAAUGCUGUUGUUGCUUGGCAAAAAGUACUGGGCAAGUGCCAGGGCUUGAUGGAUGUCCCUUUCAGGGGAAGAAGUAGCAACAGUCUAGGAGAUGAUGGAAAUGGAGAAGUGGACUCCCAGCAGAAACCAAGGAAUCGGAAGUCGGCAUCUAAUGGCCAGUCCCCAGUAAAUCAACAAGUGAAGGAUCCCCGCAAACAGAAGCGAAAGCCCCUCGGUGUGGGAUAUUCUGCAAGAAAAUCCCCCCUGUAUGAUAACUGCUUCCUGCAUGCACCAGAUGGACAGCCUCUGUGCACUUGUGAUCGCAAAAAGGCCCAAUGGUACCUGGACAAGGGCAUUGGAGAGUUGGUGAGCACAGAUCCAUUUGUUGUGAAGCUGCAGUUCGAGCCCUCAGGACGUCCUGAGUCACAAGUCGAUUAUUAUCUGACAGUUAAGGAGAACCUGUGUGUGGUGUGUGGCAAGAGAGAGUCCUACAUCCGGAAGAACAUCGUACCUCAUGAGUACAGGAGACACUUCCCCAUCCAGAUGAAGGACCACAACUCCCAUGACGUUCUGCUGCUUUGCACUUCUUGCCAUGCCAUCUCCAAUUACUACGACAAUCAUCUCAAACAGCGGCUGGCCGAGGAGUUUGGUGCCCUCAUUGGCUGUGAGGAAGGGGUGCGCCUGCUGGAGGAUCCCCUGCGAAGGCAGGUCCGGUCAGGGGCCAGGGCUUUGCUGAAUGCAGACAGCUUGCCUGACACCAGGAGGGAGGAGCUGCUGCAAGGAAUCAAGGACUUCUUUAACACAGAGACCAUUACUUCAGAGAUGCUUCAGGAAGCAGCAGGCCUGGAAACCAGGAUUUGUAAUGAGAGCUACAUGCCACAUGGGCUGAAGGUAGUGCAGUGCUUCGCCAAAGGGGGACUGCGCUCGCUCAUGGAACUGGAGAGGCGCUGGCGGCAGCACUUUCUGGACACCAUGCAACCGAAGCAUCUUCCAGAGCGGUGGUCAGUCAACCACAAUCAUGGGAAGCUGAUCCGAAAAUAUGGGGAGGACCUUCGGAUCCAGCUGUCGUGAAAGUGACUCCAGAUAGCGACUGGAAGGACUAUUUGACUUUUAUCUCCCUUUUGGAGCUGCAAGCUCCUGGGUACAGGAUGGCCCAGGGAGACUCCUGUUGUCAGCAGUGGCUCUGCUGGGACUCAGCAACACUACCAGUGGUUAAAUCAUGUGACUUCAAUGUUAAAAGAUGGUUGGAAUUUUUAACCAUGGUCUGAAUGGAGCUGCUUGGUUCUUCACCAUCUUGUUUUACAGAGAUGGGGUCGUCAUGUAUGCAGACAUGAGCUCCUCCACUUUUAUUAGACUGUUUCAAUCCACAGGAGAUGUGCUAAGGAGACUUUUCCUCUGCUCAAACGGACCGGACAAAAAUUGGCACUUUCUAAAGUGUUCUGAGCCCUCUGCCAUCUUUGAGAGAUGAACAGGGCAGAUUCUGCCAGAGAG